UUUUUUUUAUUCUUGCAGAAGGCAGAACUAAAUCGGCUUAUGCUAAAAUGAUGAUUCUCAGUACGGCAACAGCUCACCUCUCAUUUUGAGGUCGACCUUCUCCUAUCUCAUCGAUAUUCCGAGAGAAAUGGAAGGUGAAAAAAGGAUUGCCGAUUAUUUUAUCGUGGCUGGAUCGAACAAGGAUCAUCAAGUUCUCUUGGCAGAGACGUCUGCGUACAAUGAGGAAGGGCUGAAAAAGAAUGUGUUUUCUCAAGAACCCAUCACCGACCUGGCCGUGAUUUUUACUUCACUUGGUGAACAGCCACCUGAUGGAUACACUUGCAUUGAGCUCACUCCCAAAGGGUUCCCUGCCAACUUGAAUCAUGGUAGCAUCAAGUGCCCUGAGGUGUAUCUAUGCUACAGAAGAGGGACCGAUAAGCCUCCUCUUGCCGAUCUUGGGGUGAUGUAUGAGGGGAAAGAUGCAUUGAGGAGGGAUUCCGAGGUCCUGCAAGCCACACCUUAUGGGCGGCCAGCUAACAUCAAUAAUGCGUCUGCGCGCACUCUCAUCACUUUUAGGCGAGGUCGUAGUAAGUACCCUUGUAACGAGAUGGUCGUGUCGGACGUAUGUGUGAUAUUUCCAUCCAAGGGAGAGAAGCCACCUCAUUCUUUCUACCGCAUUGACAAGAACCUCAAUCGUGCCAUGGUUGGAACUGAUGUGUACCUAUGCUACAAAAAGUCAGUCUAUCGUCCACCUCGUAUCACCUACAAACCAGUGGUGCUAGAUCGUCUGCCUAUGAAAGACCAUGCCGAUUUCCCAUUCCCAUCCGGAGCUGAGGGUUUUUGCCUCCCACUUGGUGCAACUUUAGAAGCCUGGCCUCCCCCUUCGAAUUCCACGAAUCUGUUGCAGCGCUCUCCCCCAGUCUUCUCAACGUUCAUCCUGACUGUUUCUGAUGCCAAGGACAAGCUGUAUGGUGCGGCCGUGUCAUUCUACGAGUUGUGUGCAGAAGAGGAGCUGUCAGAAGAGCAAAGGAAAUUGUUGGAGCAGGAGGAACAGAAUGAUGAGAAGAAUCAUGGGAGAAUUUACAGACUCAAAAGCCUUUGUCUCCUCUCCCAUUGGCCCUUCUUUGAUGCCUUUGAAAAAUUUCUCCUCUUUCUCUACAAGAUGGCCGAUGGAUCUCCACAGCCUCUUCCUCUUGAGAGGGUGAUAGGACAUUUACUGCAUGAGGUUCCCUUUCCAUCACCUAGUCGUCCAACAAUACUUGUCCAGCUGAGUCCUGAUGAUGGAUUCUUUCUCUCCCUUCCUCAUUCUUCUCCUCUCCCUCACAGUGGGGCAUCCUUUCGUGAAUUGAUACUGAAUUUGGAUGUAGACAAUGUUCUGCUUAUCCUGCUUCUAACCAUGCUGGAGCAUAAGAUUGUUCUCCAUUCUCUUCGCCCCGAUGUCCUCACCUCAAUCGCUGAGGCCGUCUGCAUGAUGAUUUUUCCAUUCCACUGGCAAUGUCCCUACAUCCCCAUGUGCCCAUUGGGCCUGUCAGACCUCAUGGGGGCUCCCCUUCCAUUUCUUCUUGGCCUUGAUUCCCGCUUCUUUGACCUCUAUGAUCCCCCUGAAGAUGUUAUCUGCAUCGAUCUUGACACUGACUCUCUGCGCAUCCCAGAAGAUAAGCAGUGGAUGACAACAAAGCUCUUGCCAAGGAAGGCAGCGAAGACCUUGCGAGGGACAUUGAAGUCCCUUCAGCCACUGGUGAAGCUAUUGGCCGAAGAGGAGCUGGCACACAGUCGCUCCAUGCCUCCAGCCAUUGCUGCACUUUCGGCAAACCCUGAUGCCACACUCUCUUGGAAGCGAAAACAGCAAGUCUUGGAGACAUCCAUCCAAGAAGCAUUCCUGCGUUUCACUGCAUCCAUUCUAAAGGGCUAUCACAACUACCUCCUCCCAAUCACUAAGGCACCUUCAACUCGGGCCACUGAUGCUGCUUACCUCUUUGACCUUCAGGCCUUCCUUCGAUCGAGGGAGAAGACCCACCACACCUUUUAUGCUCAUCUUAUGAAGACUCAAAUGUUCAUCAGGUUCAUCGAGGAGCGCUCCUUUGUAUCAAGCAAGGACUCCUCUCUUGUGUUCUUUGAUGACAUUAUGGAGAAAAUGUCUGGAGACCUGGAUGUUGACCAUGGGGGCCAACGUCUUCUGGAACUGGAUUCCCCACACAGUGACUGCUUUGUGUUUCUGCCCCCUCCUGAUUCUCAGGGUCUCCCACCUGACUCCAGCUUCUUAUAUCCUGAAUUUCGCCUGAGAAACAUUGAGUUUUAUCCUGUGGGAGUGUCAGAGCAGAAUGGGGAGGGAGUGAGAAGGUGCAUGCACCUUCCACCAUCUCCACUGAUUCAGCGCACAAAGCAUGAGCUGCGACUGGCCCAGAAGCAGGCUCGUAAGUGUGCUGAAGUCCCAAUGCUCUGGGCCAAGUACCUUCUCUCAUCUGCCUUCAGCCUGUGGUUCCUGCAAUUGCCUGCAUAUGUGGAGGCAUCAGAGAGUCCAGGAUCAGCAUUGAUGGAUGCAUUUCAGCUGCUUUUGCGUGUUCAUUCUCUGGGUUUGAAGAUGCUGGAUGAAGUAUGCUAUCGUGUAGUGGUUCAGCUAUGUGGGGUUCACAGCCUACCCUUGCUUGCCAUGCGGGUUCUGACUGAGAUGCGCAAGACAGGACUCACUCCCAAUGCCAUCACAUAUGGAUACUACAACAAAGUCAUUGUGGAGUCAAACUGGCAGACUUCCAAGUCUCAAAUUCAGUGGAGAAAACUCAGGAAUGUGAUCAUGGCAAUGUCAGCAUUCCACAGCCAUGUGAAGGUGGGUCAACGACGGCCAUCCAACUCCUCAGAUGAGGUUGGUUUGGACCAAGUGGACAGGGAUGCAAGGGCAAGUCCUGAAAGUGGGGCGAAUCCAUCAACCUGCACAGACAAGAUCAGCACAGGGCCAUCCAUUUCCAUCGCAGGGACAAGCCAGUCAGAUGGAGGAUAUGCUUCUCUUCCUGAUAGCAGUGUACCAGGAGUAAUUGAUUCCAAAGAGGUCAAAGUUGAGUCAUCAGUAAGAGUGCGCAGGUCUCUCCAUGGUCUGACGGAUGAUGGAGACGAUCUUGGGGUUUCUCGGCUUCCUCCUGACCCACAAGAAGGGAACGACUCAAAAGGAAAGAUAGGAAAGAACAAUCAGUCAGAGGCAUUCUACACUGGGGGAAGGAAAGGGAAGAAAGAACGACACAUGAGCGAGAGUGGUAAUCGACCUAGGCUGUCCAAGGCCAAGCGCAGGUUCUCAUCUGCUGAUGAUCCUACCCCUUCCUCCCCCAUCAGUGAGAAGGAGAGGAUAAGGAAGAGUCCUGUUCCCAGAUCAGCCAGCUGCAAGCAGGAGAGAUCGGAUAAGAAUCAGUCUUUGGAGAGAUCUCUCAAAGGAUCUGAAGAGGACAGAGACAUGUUGAUGCUCCCGUCAGUCGCCAAUGGUCCCUUGACACCAUGUUCAACCCUGGGUCCACGUUCUCCUGCAAGGACGCCAGUGACAGAGAAUGACCCCUUGGGUGCCCUGGGAGGAACUUCUUUCUCCCUUCCCCCCUCUAUUCCAAUGACCCCUUCUAGUAGUUCCAGUCUCAUGACACCCCCAAGGCAUGUUAGCCUCACCUCACUUGGAAGCACACAUUCUCUCCCAGAAGAGGCAUCUGCUUCAAGAUUCAGCCCUUUCCCUUCCAGCUGCAGGCAGGAGAGAUCGGAUAAGAAUCAGUCUUUGGAGAGAUCUCUCAAAGGAUCUGAAGAGGACAGAGACAUGUUGAUGCUCCCGUCAGUCGCCAAUGGUCCCCUGACACCAUGUUCAACCCUGGGUCCACGUUCUCCUGCAAGGACGCCAGUGACAGAGAAUGACCCCUUGGGUGCCCUGGGAGGAACUUCUUUCUCCCUUCCCCCCUCUAUUCCAAUGACCCCUUCUAGUAGUUCCAGUCUCAUGACACCCCCAAGGCAUGUUAGCCUCACCUCACUUGGAAGCACACAUUCUCUCCCAGAAGAGGCAUCUGCUUCAAGAUUCAGCCCUUUCCCUUCCAGGUUUUCACACCUGGGUGCACAUCUGAGGCGAAGCAUUCGUCUGGGUGGAGCCAGCCCUGGUCAUGGAGGAAAGCUACCCCUGUCUUCUGACCCACAAGCAGUCCAUCGAAGUUCCACUCACCCUGAACCUUUGGGUGGUGAAUCUUCUGCCUCCCCCCACACAUCUGGAAACACAAAAUUUUCCUCAGGCAUUGCAUCUCUCACUGCUGGCCUAAAGUCUCUUGGGAGUCCAUCAACAGUGGAGAGGAAUAGCCAAGGUACCAAUGGGCACAAUCUGAGUGCCCGUUGGAAGUUGGCAACAUCCUCCCUGAGCAAGACAUUUGAUUCCAUCCGUGAAGCAAUAUCCAGCUCUCCCUCUUCCAUUGGCACCCCACCUGCAUUGACCCACAGGAGAAGCCAUGAAGAGGAAGGAGGUUCAGCCUUAGGCUCCACAGAUUCCCUAGCUGGUCGGUCUGACACAGGCAGUGACUGGACUUUCCCUGACGGACUACUGGACAGUCUUUGGGGACGUCAGAAUGCUGACCGACAGUCCCAAAAUAGCCUCAACACCCAGCAGCCUUCUGCCUAUGAGAUGGCAUCAUGGGACCCUUUUUCUGGUGAAAAGAGUUCCUGCAUCCCAGGUGCCGAAGAAGGUCCUAUGGCUAUGGAUCUGAGACUGUGUACUUGCUCCCAAUGUCAUGCAUGUGGUGCCCUUCUGUAUGAUGAAGAUCUGUUGGCCAAGUGGACACCUGAGGACUCCAAUCUCAACUCCAUCUGCAUGUACUGUGAUCACAAGCAGGCCCCUCACUUGACUGUGAUAGUCAGGGAUUACAGAAAUCUUCCUCGGCCUCCUGAUAGAGAAACCCAGGAAGAGGAGCAGAGUCUAGCGGGAGAACCAUUGGAGAGUCGUCAUGUGGUGCCAUACUUAAGUCCUUUGGUGCUCAGAAAGGAACUAGAGAAUGUCCUGGAGAAUGAAGGCCACUCCAUCGUCCUCAAACCAACCUUUCUUGAUAAGCAUCCCAUCCUCUACUGGAAUUUGGUGUGGUACUUCCAUCGUUUAUGUGUGCCGAGUCAGUUCUUGGUGUCAGCUAGUUUGAACGCAUCCAGCCUUCAUGACCCACCAACUACACCUGACACUUUCCCACACAAGUCAUGGGAGGAUGUCUCUAAUCCACCUGUUGCUGUGUUUUGUCUCUGGGACAAUCCACUUCUCCUGGGACAUGAACCCCCCUAUGUCCCACUAUAUCGGAGCUUGUCCAAAGAGGUCCUGGCCAGUGUGACGUGUAACGACGUGAAGAGUCCCAUUAAACUUCUGCUCCAAGAUUACCGGAAACAUAAGGAAGGGAAGAUGCCUUACUCCCUCUAUCGGGAAAUCCUCUUCCUCUCCUUCGUGGCCCUUGGUCGCCAUAACAUUGACCAC
This is a messenger RNA of Darwinula stevensoni, 5434 nucleotides long. The record is from the annotation of a GenBank genome assembly. NCBI's taxonomy places the organism in Eukaryota, Metazoa, Arthropoda, Ostracoda, Podocopida, Darwinulidae.